AUGGAUUUUUUCCUGAAACGCAUUCCCGCAUUUUCUCGCGCUUUGGGAGAAUGGGAGUCAGACGAGGAUUCAGAAACAGAGAAAUGCUUGAAUGAGGAACUUGCCUGUGUUGGUUCUGAAGAUAAACCAGUUGUUCUUUCCCACGUGUUUCACAAUCUGACUGUAAAGAAUGUUCUCAUAGGAAUCGGCCCCUUGCAGACCGCAUUCGUCACUUGUGCUUAUCAGUUAUCAAACGAAAACAUGAUUGCGGUUAUUUCUUAUCGCGUACCUGGUUUCGGAAGCACACAAAAAACCAUACCGACCCAAGUUCGGUUGCACUACCAUCCUACUGCCAGUGGAGGUACGGUUUGCGUUUUGAUACCUGCUUCCAAACAAAUUCCUCAUGCUAAUCAAAAGAAAUUAGUGCAACUGAUAAUGGACAGCAUUUUGAAUUCCUCCAGUGGUUCUCGAGGUGAUAUCCUAGCAACUAUCCUUUGUACUGAACCUAUCUGUCAGUUUCAGUCACGUACUCCUCCAGAUAGUCCUUCAUUCGUUCGAAUCCUCACCACUCAGAACCUGGAAAAACCGAAGGAUGAUCUACAAUGUGCUCAUCUUGAACAACCAAACAUCAUAUCCGGGUUAGCUGCGGAAUUUCUCACUUGGAACAAAUUACACUCGGUUCCUGCCAGUUUGUAUGUUUUGUUCUACACGACCCUUGAUAAUCCAAAUUACGCCUGGCAUUCUGCGAAGGAAAUAUUCCGGAUCGUGAGCAAAAUAAAAGCACUCAGCACUGUGCUCGCGUCACCUUGUUCGAACUGGGAUAACUUGAACGAUACAGCCCUCAAAGAUUCAUGCAUUAUGUAUAUUUGUGGUGAUAAACCCUCGAAGAUGGAUCAAAUGUACACUUGA
Echinostoma caproni is the source of this 888-nucleotide messenger RNA. The record is from the annotation of a GenBank genome assembly. NCBI's taxonomy places the organism in Eukaryota, Metazoa, Platyhelminthes, Trematoda, Plagiorchiida, Echinostomatidae.